This is a messenger RNA of Ostreobium quekettii, 1134 nucleotides long. The record is from the annotation of a GenBank genome assembly. Lineage: Eukaryota; Viridiplantae; Chlorophyta; Ulvophyceae; Bryopsidales; Ostreobiaceae.
AUGUUUCGGGCGGCCUCGGAGGGGCGCAGGGUUUUCGCCGUCGCCCUGUGCUGCCGCUUGGCCGUCUUGUGCCUCAGCUCGCUUCUGGACGGCCUCCUGCCGGACUAUGACACCUCCAGCGAGCUCGCGGACCACGGGCCCUGCAAUUCAGGGGAGGUGGAUGGCGACGCCCCAUCUCUGUCGGCGAUCGAAGCCGCCCUGGGAAGGAUGGUCGUCUGGGACUCCUUGUACUUUGUGCGCAUCGCCCGGUGCGGUUACGAGUACGAGCAGUGCCACGCGUUCUUUCCCGGCUACCCAGGCAUCCUCAAGCUGGUUACCCAAGUGGCUAGGGCAUUUGGGACCCGGCUGGACAUACAUGCCUCGCAUGCACUGGCAGGGUUGGUGAUCAGCAACACCAGCUUUGCGCUGUCAGCUGUGCUCUUCUACAAGCUGAGCAAGGCCAUCGUGGAAGUGCCAAGGCUGUGUGCCACGGCCCUCCUUCUGUACUGCCUGCCACCAUCGUCUGUGUUCGCAUCUGCCGUGUACACAGAGAGCCUGUUUUCGCUGGCCACAAUGGCAGGGCUGUACUGGCUGUUUGUGUGUGACUCCCUGUGGCUAGCUACACUGGCCUUCUCUUUUGGCUCUGCAAUUCGAUCUAAUGGACUGUUGCACGCCGGAUUCGUAGUGCACAGGACUUUGAAAAUUGCGAUUGGCAGUGAAACGUCCAUGAGUCAGAAAGUGCUCGCAUCGGUGAAGGGUGCGUUGGCCUCCGUGGUGGUCGCGGCUCCUUUUGUGGCCUUCCAGCGGUAUGGAUACCAGCAAUUCUGUUCGCCACCACACGCCACGACGAGACCUUGGUGCGGUGGGCGCGUCCCUUACCUUUACGGAUUCGUUCAGGAGCAUUACUGGGAUGUUGGACCAUUCAAGUACUUCCAAACUAAACAGGUGCCCAACUUCCUUCUGGCGGCCCCAGUAUUGUAUUUGUCGUUUGCUGGAGUUUUGGCAUAUAUGCGCAACGACUGGGAACGGACGUGCUGCCUCGGACUACUGCCGAUGAAAGGUCACAAGGUCGGCUACUGGAGCGAUACCGUCUCGCCGUUUGUCUACGAGUGGGCUUUCAUGAGCUGCACAGCUACUGUCCUCAUGAACGUACAG